Messenger RNA from Mycena citricolor, 1451 nucleotides. The record is from the annotation of a GenBank genome assembly. NCBI's taxonomy places the organism in Eukaryota, Fungi, Basidiomycota, Agaricomycetes, Agaricales, Mycenaceae.
ACGGGAUGAAGGAGGGCGGAGUCCUCGGUCAUGCAUCGGACUCUCUGUGACAAGCUUCCCUAGCGGAACUGAAACACUGUAAGCUGAUGCGCAUCGUAUCCUUUGAUGAGCGCCGAUAGAUAGCUCGCUCGAACGAUGCGCUUCCGCGCCUACCCUCUUUUCCUCGUCUUCUUCUUCGUAGUCGCCUUCGCGCCAGAGUUCCUCAAAUCAUACCCCCAGACUGAGGCGCUCGGCAUCGCACUGGAAUGGGUGCAGGAGCGUUUCACGCAGUGCAUCGCCGCGAUCGCAUUCACGUCGGCGGUGUCCAUCUGCGGCUCCCUUCUCUUCCGCGGAGCUGGAUUCAUCAAGCGUUCUCUCACCCGUCGCAGCGGAGAACCUGCCUCAGAGCUCGAGGCCGGUCUGCUGUCCCCCGCUGCAGCCACUGACACGGACGACGCGUCUCAUUGCGGGGCGCCGCCGCCCACGAUGACGACGGCGAAGAACACAAUUCUCUCCCUCGCGGGCGAGCUCCUCUGCGCCGCUUUCUGCGCCCUGGUGUUCCUCCGGUGCGCCACAGAGAUCGGCACGCUCGCGCUCGACAAGCCGCUGUACGCCAACAUCGCCGACGGCGCCCUGUACAUCCUGCGCGGCUGGGAGGUCUUCUUCGUCGUUUUCUUCGGCUUUGCGCUUGUAGUCGCUGGGUUCCGCAAACUGUUUGGCCUGCGCGAGCCUGCUGCUGCUGCUUCUGCCGCCCCGGCGGAGGAGGUCGCUGCUGAUACUGUGGGGACUACCGAUCCUUUGGCUGCUGCGGAGCAGGUGGAGGUUGCUGAGAAGUCGUUGAUGCUUGACUCGAGCCUGGAGAAGGCUACACAGUAGCUUCGCCUCACUCACUCACACUGCCUGAAGGACAACACGGCCUACAUAUGAUGUUAUUUAUUCUUUGCCUUGUUGGCCAUCCAUCUUCGAUGACGUUGCGCCUUUUUCGUAGUAUCCUCCCUGCUGUAUCAUCACUUGGUCAUUGACUCUUGAGGGAUAACCAGUGCUAGCGCGUCACGUGCAAGCUCUCCGCUUUCCCUGCGCAAAUAACCGCGACUUGUUGCAUAGAUGUUCCACGCAGCCCAUGUUGCAUCUACAAGCAGCACCUACUUCCUCACGAAAAAAAUCAUGCUGGCAUAGUUCAGCUUGACAAAACCGCGUUGUACCGCCCUUACUUCGAUGGAGACUUGCUCCCACCCCCUAUAUUAUUUCCAGCUGAGCCCCCUCCAAAUUUUCUGAGCCAUCUGCUCGAGAAGCUGGAAUCCGAGAAUGUGGUCGUCAGGAGAACAGCCUCGGAGCGUGAAAUAUGACUGUUGCCGCACAAACUAUAGGAUGUGAUCAUUGUGUGAGGGCGACAUAGGUCACUCUUCGAUAUCUCUACAAUCCAUGGUAGAACGAGAUUUAUUGCAUACAUUUCAAAAUAGACAAUCCUCACA